Aureobasidium namibiae CBS 147.97 is the source of this 663-nucleotide messenger RNA. RefSeq names its product thioredoxin-like protein. The transcript has 2 exons. The record is from RefSeq and is a predicted model, not a curated record. Bases 1 to 663 code for a protein of 220 amino acids. NCBI's taxonomy places the organism in Eukaryota, Fungi, Ascomycota, Dothideomycetes, Dothideales, Saccotheciaceae. Gene Ontology annotation, molecular function: oxidoreductase activity.
AUGGCAUCGCCAAAAACAAUAAAUAUUAAAGUCUAUUCCGACACCAUUUGUCCAUGGUGUUACAUCGGUCUCCGCACCUUAGAACAAGCGAUGACCCUCUACCAACGCACCUAUCCUGGCGCCUCCGAAGACGUAUUCCACAUAAUUUGGUCGCCUUACUACCUCGAUGCCAACUUGCCCACUCCUGGCAUCCUCGCAUCCACCCGAGUAGCGCAGAAGAACGGUGCCGAGCGCACAGAAGGCAUCAUGAUGCGGCUGAAACGUGUAGGACAAGCUCACGGUAUCAACUUCAGCUUCGCCGGCAAAGUUGGAAACACUCGAGAUUCACACCGCAUGAUGUAUCUCGCGGGACUCAAAGGCGAAGAUGUGCAGAUGAAGCUUGCAAAAGAGUUGUUUGCGAUGCACUUCGAAGGAGAUACUGAUAUUACUUGUUACGAUGACCUGCUCAAAGCUAGCAUUGCUGCAGGUUUGACAGAACAGGAAGCGACAGAAUGGUUGGACAGCGAUAAUGGCGGACCAGAGGUCGACGAAGAGGCACAGCGGGCUAGGGACUCGGGAGUAAAUUCAGUACCGACUUUCGAGGUCAAUGGUAGAAAGCUCGAGGGUGCUGAAGAUGUAUCGGCAUUCUAUGAAGUAUUUGCGGGCAUCAAAUCCUCUGGCUGA